AUGCAAUAAUUUUGGGAUUGUGAGUAAUUUAAAACAAAAGAACCAAAUACAUAUCUUAGUUUAGGAAAUUAGUUUGUUAAUGAACUCAAAAUAAACAUUAAAGAAAUUACUAAUCUGCUCUCUAAUAAAAAGUUUGGUUAAUCCAUCAUUUAUCUUAUUGAAAUAAGUUGUUAAAGCAAGUAUAAAUUUACAAUAUUGAUCAAAGGAAAGUUUAUGCAGAAAGGUUAUGUGUAUCUGUGUCAAUAUUAAAAAAUUAUUUAGAUUAAUACUUGGAGUAGUAAGAAGGGUUUGUUUAAGAAAAGGGCAAUUUUUAAAAAGAAUAAUAGAAAUAGGCAGCUACUUUAUUCAUUGAUAUAAUUUCAGUUGCGAAAUUAACCAUUCACGAUUGGUAAAAAUUCAAUCAAUAAGUUUAAUAAAUUGAUAUUUUUUAAAAUGAAAGUAAUUUUAUUAUAUUCUAAAAUUAGUAAAUAAAAUAGCAGAUGUUUACCAAAUUCCAUUUGAAAGAGAGAAUUGUGGAUGUUAAAUUGUUUGA
This is a messenger RNA of Paramecium pentaurelia, 532 nucleotides long. The record is from the annotation of a GenBank genome assembly. Lineage: Eukaryota; Ciliophora; Oligohymenophorea; Peniculida; Parameciidae.